UUACAAUUAUUACGCGCAUUAGUUACGUCCUUCUCAUUCACCAAUUGCGCUCUAUUGUUUACUGUCGUAAACCUCGUAAAUCAUAAUAAUAUAUUGUGUAUACCAACGAUUAGAUUUUUGUUUUGUUUUAUCGUUCACUCGUCACACCGUCCGAUCAUGUCGAAACUAACCAUCAUCGUCUUGUCAAUGUUGUGCUGCUCUCAUCUGACCACAGCGGCUCCGGACUUCUUCGGCGAAGAGCAGAACGUGCUGCAAGCCGAGGGGUUCGGAAACGGAGAAAUUAAAGAGUUCAAUUUGGUUACAAAAUGUUAUGACGAGGAAACUAAAUCAACCUACAAGGUAGACUCCAUUUGGUAUCCAGUUGGAAAAUGUGAAAAACGAACUUGUUCUAGACAAAAGAACUCAAAAACUCCAACAAUCAAAACUAUGGAAUGUGAACCGUGCACUUCAUGUAAAUUGCCUAAUCAAACAUGUCAACCAUUCCGUUCUGAUAAAAAUUAUCCUAAGUGUUGCUCACAGUGUUUAACAAAGUCUACUGUACUUUUAAAAACAGAACCAAAGAAAAAGUACCAAAAUAUUUAAAUAAUUUAUAAUUUUUAUUAAUUUAUGUAAUAAAACACAAAAACCUAUACAUUAAAUUCAAUCCUAUUACUUUUCAUGUAUACAAUAUAGGUACAGUAUAAUAUACACAAAUCAUGUAUUUAACAGAGAGUUGGUACAUACAUUCGAAUACAAUUUACUGUUAUUACUUAUAAGUUAUAACGUAGUUAAAAUAAGGAAAAUUUUAAUUGACAAAUUAUACUUAGAUUGUUAAUUGAUAUUUUUUUGUAAAUCAUGGCAGUUAGUGUCAAGUACAAAAAUAUUUUUGUGAAAAGAUUAUUGUAUUUUAUUAUACAUUUUUAUUGGAUAUGACACAUAAUAAUGUACCAAAAACAUAAAUAUUCAGAGGUAUCAAUAUAAACACGACAGUUUUAAGAUUA
Messenger RNA from Diuraphis noxia (Russian wheat aphid), 980 nucleotides. RefSeq lists its product as uncharacterized. The record is from RefSeq and is a predicted model, not a curated record. NCBI's taxonomy places the organism in Eukaryota, Metazoa, Arthropoda, Insecta, Hemiptera, Aphididae.